AUGGCAGAUCCAAAUGAACAAUUAACAGAAACACCCAACACCACCACAACCACAACAACCACUCGAUCAACGGCAUCUACAGAUCCAACAUCAACAACAACAACAACCACAACAAAUGAUCUUACAAUGAACGAUCUCGAAAGCAAUAAUGAUAAUGAUUCAAUCCCAUCAUAUUCUACCUUGUUUCCUGAUAUCGUUCCUACAGUCACACGCCCAGACUCACUCCCGUCGGAUGUAUUCCAAGCAACCCUGAUCGCAUCCAAGACUCCGAUCUCUUCCUCUAUCGUACCUGGUCAACUAGAGAACAAACACUAUUUGAUAGAUCAGAAUUAUAACUAUCUAUUCUUUGUAUAG
Molecule: messenger RNA, 354 nt
Organism: Heterostelium album PN500
Lineage: Eukaryota; Evosea; Eumycetozoa; Acytosteliales; Acytosteliaceae
Exons: 1
Coding region: 1-354 (117 amino acids)
Source: RefSeq, a predicted model, not a curated record